Molecule: messenger RNA, 3604 nt
Organism: Paralichthys olivaceus (Japanese flounder)
Lineage: Eukaryota; Metazoa; Chordata; Actinopteri; Pleuronectiformes; Paralichthyidae
Source: RefSeq, a predicted model, not a curated record
CUACAGUACCUUUAAGAAACAUGUUGGACCACAUUCCCUGAUCCUCAAACAAUGUUAAUAAGAUGUCACGCGGGAGUUGAAACAUUUCUGGGACCUGGGAGAGUUUCUUGUUUAUAGUUGCACUGUACCCUCAGCAUUCAAAGGACUCUGCCUGUAUCCACAAUGGAAUUUGCUUGUGGCUUUGUCUAUGUGCCGCCAGUGAGUCAGACGGACGUACAAAGAUCUAAUGGCCAUGUCAUUAAACGCUCAGCUCUCCUACCUCCUUGUAACCGAGUUCGUCCUCAGAUGCCCCCCCCUCCUCCUCCAACAAACACUACAGAACCCAAGUCGCUAAAAUUCCCCACAUCUACCUCCAAGAUCAUUGAGCAGUUGGAGAAGAGCAUAUUGAAAAAGGUUGUCAAACCUGCUCUCGUCUAUGAAAAUGAAGGAUGUCACAAUAAAACUGAGGCGGCUUUAUCCGUCAAUACAACAGGCCAGCAGACAACAUCUGCUCGAAGGACAGCUCUUCUUCCACCGCACAUGAAACCUGCAGCAAACAGCCAGUCCCCUCCUGGCAGCCAGCCUCUCAACAGCACUCAGAUACUUGCCUAUGAUCUGCCAAACACUGAGCCACAUUUAAACACCCAGCCCUGGGAUCCAAACUACUCAUACAGUACACCAGAAGGCACUGGGGGCGAGGUGAAGCUGCCAGCCGAUACCAGCAAUGUGGCGGGUCCGACACCAGCUCCAGCCCUCCCACCAAGACCCUCAUUCAUGAAGUCAAUGCCAGAGUACCUGGUGCUGAUACCCUCGUCACGCUCAGCUCCUUCAUCCUCUCAGAAAUCCCCCUCAACUUCAUCACUUUCCCACUCUGCUGGAUCAGCAGAUAAGGAGCCACUUCCCGGUAAUCCUAACGUUGUCCUAGUCAGUUUAGGGAAAUUACUCUCAGAGGAAAGAGUGCAGCCCAUUGUAGGUGAGCCUACCUCCUGCUCCCAGUGUGGCUCUGUGCUGGACUCCUGCUAUUACAAUGUGGUUAAUAAGUGUCACUUCUGUGGAUCCUGCGAGUCGACCAGCCCUCCCUGUAUAAUUCCCAGUAUGAACUUCCUCCUCAACCCGGAUGAAAAGCCCCUGUGUGCUGCUGACGCUCUGCUGAUCUUCUGCAUCGACACCUCGGGCUCCAUGAGCAGCACCUCCCAGGUGUCACUAGGAGAGCAGAUUAUCAACAGAUCCCGUCUCCAGUUUGUCCAGGAAGCUGUGAUACAGUGUGUUCAGAGACUAAGUGAACAGCAGCCAGACAUAAGGGUGGGACUCAUCACCUUCAACCAUCAGGUUAUGAUGCACGGCCAUGAGAAUGUCACUUCACAUUUCCUGAGUGGAGCUGAGUUGAUUGACAGCGACUAUCUGAAAGAGGCUGCAGCCAGUUUCCCCAGUCCACCUCCGCUCUGGCAGACCAAGGAGUUCUUACAGAAACAAGUUAUGGGAUUAUCUGAAAGUGGGACCACAGCUCUGGGUCCAGCUGCUCUCCUGGCAAUUGCAAUGGCCUCCAGACAGCCAGGGUCCAAUGUGAUUGUCUGUACAGAUGGGAAGGCCAACACUGAGUUAGGAAAUCUGGAGGUGGAGGACAAUGAUGCUCACACUCUCCUUUCAUCCACCAUCUUCUACCAGGAGCUGGGGGACUACGCUGCUAUGCAGGGUGUGACGGUGUCUGUGCUGUCCAUAGAGGGAACAGACUGCAGGCUGGAUGAGCUGGGACGUCUCGCCGACCGCACUGGUGGCAAAGUGGUGGUAUCAAGUCCAAACAGGCUGCACCCAGAGUUUGAACAGAUCAUUGACAACAGGACCACAGCUACACACUGUACCGUCACAUUACUGCUGCCCAAAUCACUACGAAUGAGAGGAGAAAAGGAGUCAGGACACAAAGUGACAAGAGAGGUAGGGAAUGUGGCCCCGGACACAGAGAUCACCUUCCAGUUUGGAGUCAAUGAACUCGACACCGAAGCGUCGGCUCCAGCCCCUGGAAGCUGUGUGUCCAUCCAGCUGCUGAUCAAUUACCGACAGAGGAACGGACAGACGAUGCUCAGGGUGAUAACUGCAAACCGAGAUGUCACUGAUGACAGCUCGGCGGCCCUGUCCUCUCUGUCUCUGGCCAUCAUUCAGCUCAACUCAUCACAGGCCAGCGCCGCUCUGGCUGUCAGAGGCCGCUUCCAGGACGCCAGGAGGGAAGGGGAGCUGCAGAGGAAGCUGAUAGAGAGAGCGAUUGAAUAUAAUCACAGUGCCCAGGACCAACAGACUUACCAAGAAUGGAUUAAAACCAUGGAGCCAAUAUACAACAACAUUCAUAACUUCACACGGAGACAAUCGGUCAUCUCUGACUCCCAGCAGUCUCUAACAGACGCUGGAGCAGCGCUGCUCUACACCAUGAAGCACAGCAACAGGAAGUCCAUCUCAUUGAAGAACAAAGUUAAACUAUAGUUACUCCCCCUUUUAUCUUGUUGGAGGCAACUUAGGUCAUGAGUGACAGGGAUAAAUAAAACUGCUGUUUGACUUAAUCUGGCUGUAUAAAUAUCCUUUAAAUAUUGUAAAUGUAUCACUGUAUAUCAGCUGAAAACAUGCUCAUCUGUGUCAAUACAUUUAUUUGUGUGUAAGAUUUCUUAUAUUUCCUGAUCCAGUUGCACACACAAACUGCUGAGGCAGUGCACAGUGUAUUUGACACCUUCCUAGUGGCAGUUUGAGCUUUUGUGUUGUCAAAAAAAAAACCCUGACUCACAAACACAUUAUGCAGCUCACACCGUGUUCCUUUGGUUUCAGCAAAAUACAUCUCACAACCCCCAACGCAACAGCCAAGAUAUAUGUUGUGCUGAUCGACUGAUUGUGAUGAUUAUUUUAAUUGUGUAGUAAUGAAUGUGAUUUAUUUCCACCAAAUUUGAUCAUGCAACAGAACUUGAUAACAUAAGAGCAGCUGAGCAUCAUUAAGAGGCGAGGCAAGUUUAUUUAUGAAGCACAUAUCAUGACACAGAGGUUCAUCAAAGUGCUUUACAUGAAAACACAUCAUAAGAACAGAGCUAAAGGACUAAGAAGUGCGAGGUCCUUAAAAAACUUUAAAUUCAUACAAUGUCACAGUCAGCUUAAGAGUCAGAGAGAAAUGAAUACCAGCAAUUAAAAGCUGAGGUGAACAAAACAAUCUAUAAGCUGUUUGGGGAACAUCAUUCUUCAUUGCAAGUGAACGCAGCAUUAUCAUGUUUUAUUUUAAUUCUACAGAAACAUGAGCUGAGAGGUCUGAAGGGUUCAUUUUGUGGAAGCAAGUGUUUUCCUUCAUCCAUAAACCAUUAACUAAUUAAUAGUAGGAACAUUCAUCCAUCGUCUGUACUGCUUAUGCUUUAAGGGUCAAGAUGAGGCUGGAGCCAGUAAGAAUAUUUGGAAGUCAAUCCUUUGAGUCAUUGGAAGCCAAAGCAGAAAUCUGAGAACUUGUUUAAAGUUGUAUUUACCCCUGAAAUUAAUUGAAAGUGUAAGUAUGUUUUUAUAGAUCUUAAUAAGUUAUGUAUCCAUUGAUUCUUGCUAUAUUUAGGAUAUUGUGGCUGGUUUUGUAGUUGACUUGAUGUGGGAGAUGAAAUCUUAGUCAAUAAUA